GCCGUAAAGCCAGUCGAAAAAAAACCAAGGAUGGAAAAUGUAAAGUGAAAUUUUAAGACUUGGCAACACUGAACACUAUCCCAUUCUCUGUGAUCUCCAUCUUUUUGUCAAGAUGCCUCCCAAGAAGCAACCCGAAAAAUCAGGGUCCUCUGGGACUAAGCCCGCAGAGAAAAAACCUCCAACUGCUAAAACACCCGCCGCGGCUCCAAAAGCUGCAUCUGCGAGUAGUACGAGUGCACCAAAACCAGCGUCUGCUAAAACUCCCGCUCCUGCUCCUAAAGCAGCUGCUGCUGCCGCACCUAAGACGACGCCAGCGCCCAAGCCAGCACCAGCCAAAGCAGCCUCAGCACCAGCAGCCAAACCUGCUGAAAAGAAACCAACUGCUGCACCCACUGCCAAGCCUGGCUCUGCUAAAGCAGCUGCUUUGAAAGCUAAGUCUAGUGCCAAGCCAUCGGUUAAAAAGGCAGCCGCUGCAUCUAAACCAACUAAACCAAAACCAGCAGCAGCCAAAUUGAAAAUUGCACCCAAACCCAAGAAGACAGGAAUCAAGGGACAAAAGAAAGUUGUAAAACCAGUAGUUAAGGCACUUAAAACUCAAAGGAAGGUUGUUAAAGGAGAGCAUGGAAAGCGUGUACGUAAGAUUCGCACAUCUGUGCACUUCCGUAGGCCCAAAACAUUUGAGCCUCCAAGAAAUCCUAAAUACCCCAGGAAAUCUCUACCCAAGAGAAAUCGUAUGGAUGCAUACAACAUCAUUAAAUUCCCCUUGACCUCUGAAGCUGCAAUGAAGAAGAUUGAGGACAACAAUACCUUGGUAUUCAUUGUACACACGAGCUCUAACAAGCACCACAUCAAAGCUGCUGUCAAGAAGCUAUAUGACAUCAAUGUUGCUAAAGUGAACACACUUAUCAGACCUGAUGGCAAGAAGAAGGCGUAUGUAAGACUCGCAAGAGACUACGAUGCGUUAGAUGUUGCCAAUAAGAUUGGAAUCAUAUAAGCACUGUACAAUAUUUUUAAAAAUACAAAAUUUAUAAACAUGAA
This is a messenger RNA of Maniola jurtina (meadow brown), 1038 nucleotides long. It is a transcript of the gene RpL23A, whose product is annotated as 60S ribosomal protein L23a. NCBI's taxonomy places the organism in Eukaryota, Metazoa, Arthropoda, Insecta, Lepidoptera, Nymphalidae. Gene Ontology annotation, cellular component: cytosolic large ribosomal subunit; ribosome. Gene Ontology annotation, molecular function: rRNA binding; structural constituent of ribosome. Gene Ontology annotation, biological process: translation; ribosomal large subunit assembly. The transcript is spliced from 5 exons. The record is from RefSeq and is a predicted model, not a curated record. The coding region runs from base 113 to 994 and encodes 293 amino acids.